AUGAGAUCAGCUGCUUUCAUCCUGCUGGCCUGCCUGCUGUCUGUGGAGGUCAAAGGCAUGGCCAUUUCUCCCAGGGGUCGGUGUCAGUGCACAGAUGCUGGUGUCAACUUCAUUCGACCAAAAGAGAUUGAGAAGAUUGAGGUUUUUUCUCCCAGCUCCUCCUGUGAACGCAUGGAAAUCAUUGUUACCCUGAAGGAAAGUGCAGAACAGAGGUGCUUGAAUUCAGAGUCCAAAUUUGCUCAGAAUUUCAUCAAGAAUGCACAGAAGAAAAACAGGAGCCUGGAGUGAAAUGUGUCCUGAAGCAGCAACUCUCAUUUGCAAAAACAUUUAC
Molecule: messenger RNA, 331 nt
Organism: Megalops cyprinoides (Indo-Pacific tarpon)
Lineage: Eukaryota; Metazoa; Chordata; Actinopteri; Elopiformes; Megalopidae
Product: C-X-C motif chemokine 11-6-like
Exons: 4
Coding region: 1-288 (95 amino acids)
Biological process (GO): antimicrobial humoral immune response mediated by antimicrobial peptide; inflammatory response; cellular response to lipopolysaccharide
Cellular component (GO): extracellular region
Molecular function (GO): CXCR chemokine receptor binding; chemokine activity
Source: RefSeq, a predicted model, not a curated record